AACAGCUCUUCACAGUAACUCACAGCAACAACAUCACCAACACCACAAAUCUUCACUCCAACCGCCAUCAUGUACACCAACAUCGCCCUCGCUCUUGCUCCCCUCCUCUACCUCGCCCACGCCGACGUCAGCCUCGACCGGGACGACAUCCCCAGGGCCUGCGAUGCCAUCUGCGACCCCAUCGUCGAGCUGACCCGCAAGUGCGACACCGACCUCCGCGGCGACCAAGACCGCGUGGAGGAUCGCCUCGAGGCUCAGUGUGUCUGCACAAACGACUCUUUUGACGUCGGUCGCGUCGCUGCUCUCUGCGCCGACUGCAUUCGCCAGAACUGGCGGGAUGAUGAUGAUGACGAUGAUGAUGAUGACCAGCGUGAUCACAUGGAGGACAUUGACGAUAUCCUCUACACCUGCGGCUUCUCCUCCACCAGCUACGUAGCCUCCUCGGCCUCAGGCAUCGUCGCCAGCAUCACCGUCGAUGCCACCCGCCCCACAGACGCAAGCCAGCUCACCACCACCAUCACUGGCGGCAGCGCAGCCCGCGGAACCGACAGCGCCGCGACAGCCACCAGCAACAACAAUGACAACAGCGAUGACAACAGCGCUUCUGCCACCAACGACUCUUCCAGCCCAGAUGAGACCAACGCUGCUGCCGGUCUUGCACCUUAUGGUGUUGGUGCUGCUGUUGUCGGAGCUGCCCUGAUGCUUGCUUAGAUGGGUUAAUUUGGGAGAGAGAAAUAUGAGGGUGUUAUUUGUCUUCGCGUAAUGACUGUCGUUAUAGAUGUAUGUUUUGGAUGAGUUACGAUGUAACCUAGACUGUAUUCUGGAGAGUUUAACUCUUAUUUAAUGAAUGCAAUGACUUAUCAAUUGAGA
Molecule: messenger RNA, 870 nt
Organism: Fusarium vanettenii 77-13-4
Lineage: Eukaryota; Fungi; Ascomycota; Sordariomycetes; Hypocreales; Nectriaceae
Exons: 2
Coding region: 70-711 (213 amino acids)
Source: RefSeq, a predicted model, not a curated record